AUGUCCAGAUUAACCACCGUUUUGGGGAUUCUUUUGGUAGGUAUUCUCCUCUCUACUGAUUUGACGUCGUACGUCAAGAUAUAUUUGCACCCAAGCUCUGAUCCAAAAUGCCAAAUUUAUGACGCUUUGGCUCCACCUGGUUUCUACAAGGACAAUUCGACUGUGUUGAGAAUUUUGAAUGACCCGGAAUAUCGUCUCGAGUCUGUGGCCCGUCUCUCCGGCGCUGUUCAGGUUGACACUUCGGUCAAUGAUGAUUUCCUUGAUGUUUCUGAGGACCCUGAGACUUGGAAACGUUUCGAUAAAUUCGAGGCUUACUUGAAAGAGACAUUUCCUGCUGUUUUUGAGAACUCAGAGUUGACGAAGGUUAAUUCUCAUGGAAUCAUUUUGCAUUGGAAGGGUUCAGAUGAGUCGUUGAAGCCUCUUCUUCUCACAGCCCAUCAGGAUGUAGUUCCAGUGCAACAUGAAACAGUGGGCGAUUGGACAUACCCUCCAUUUUCCGGUCAUUAUGACGGCGAGUAUCUUUAUGGAAGAGGUUCUUUCGACUGUAAAAACUCCUUGAUCGCUGUAAUGGAGGCACUUGAGUUGUUGAUGGAAGGAGGGUACCAAAAUUCCCGUGGCGUGAUUGCUGCUUUUGGUUUCGAUGAAGAGAUUACUGGAAAUUUUGGUGCUAAGAACAUAGCAAAAGUGUUAGAACAGAAGUUUGGACCCGAUUCUAUGUACGCAAUCAUUGACGAAGGUCCCGGCCUUCUUGAAGACCCUAUCACGAAUACCUUGAUUGCUGUUCCAGGUACCGGUGAGAAGGGAUUGACUGAUUUGAAGGUGCAGCUCUUUAUGCCUGGCGGACAUUCAUCAAUGCCUCCAGAUCAUGGUGCCAUUGGUAUCAUGGGUGAGUUGGCAAUGGAUAUUGAAAAUGACCCAUACCAGGCUAAAUUGACAGAAAAAAACCCUAUCCUCAAGUUUUUACAGUGUGUGGCAGCAGCUGGUGGUGACAAGAUGAGCACAAUGCAGAAAAAAGCUAUCCUUCGGGCCGAUUUCGAUACCUUUGCCAACAAGCUUGUUGUAGACUCCCUUUUGAAGAACAAGAUCACCAGGAAUUUGGUUAGAACUUCGCAGGCUGUUGAUGUGAUUAGAGGAGGUGAGAAGAUCAAUGCAUUACCAGAAGAAGUCUCCUUGCUUGUCAACCAUAGAGUUUCAGUUGACACAACUUACGAGCAAGUGGCAGAACACUUUGCGUCAAGAGUACACAGACUUGCUAUUAAGUACAAUUUGAAUGUGACUGAGUUUGGAACCCAGACUUACACAGCAAAGAAUGCCGCAGGUGCGUUCUUUGUAACAAAGUUGCGUAACAGAAUUGAAGUUGCACCAGUCACUCCAUCAACUGGAAAAGUAUGGGAGUACUUGGCAGGUUCUACUCGUCAUGUUUUCGAACACUUAGUCUUGAACAACACCAUUGGGUAUCCAAUUGUGACUGCUCCAGCAAUGAUGCCUGCCAACACAGACACAAGAUACUACUGGGCUUUGACUCGUCAUAUCUUCCGUUUCGCUCCAAUGAUCGUAAGACUCGACCACUGUAACGUCCACAGUGUCAACGAGAAAAUCCCAUUUGACGGCCAUUUGCAGUUGACUGCUUGGUACUACCAGUAUAUCCAGAACGUUGACACAAAGGAUGCAGACGAGUAA
Molecule: messenger RNA, 1680 nt
Organism: Australozyma saopauloensis
Lineage: Eukaryota; Fungi; Ascomycota; Pichiomycetes; Serinales; Metschnikowiaceae
Product: M20 family metallopeptidase
Exons: 1
Coding region: 1-1680 (559 amino acids)
Cellular component (GO): fungal-type vacuole lumen
Molecular function (GO): metallocarboxypeptidase activity
Source: RefSeq, a predicted model, not a curated record